GCGUUAGUGUGCAUAGAAAAAGUAAUUAAAGUAACGUGUCGUCUGCAUUGACAUUCAAGUUAUCGUCUCUCACCAACCGAAAAAACGCGGAAUUGAAACCUUCUGUAUUUAACUCUCACACCUCACUGCUACCUUCUUCUUAACCGUACCUAUUCAUUUCAUCCUCGAUUUGCAUCAACAAAUCAUCCUUCACUCGCAUCACAAUCACAGGUUCAGUUGCUGUUUAUUGUUGUGAAAUUUUGUCUUUAGUUUGAAACUUAAAGUUCCGGCUGAUAUGAGGAAUGGAAAUCAGACCGAGUAUUCUGGUGAAAGUUCUGCUUCAACAUCUCUUAGCAGUCAGCAGGAUGUGGAGGACGACCAGAUGAUUGCUCUUGUGCUGUCAGAAGAGUAUGCCAAAUUAGAUGGAGCAGUUGCCCGGCGGCUUACCAACUUGGAACCUGUUCCUCAUGUUCCCCGGAUAAAUUCCUUUAUCCCCACUGUAAAUGAUGCCAGUAUGGAUCACCAGCGUCUGCUUCAGAGGUUGAAUGUCUAUGGUUUAUGUGAAGUCAAAGUAUCUGGCGACGGGAAUUGUCAGUUCCGUGCACUCUCUGAUCAGCUUUAUAGGUCACCUGAACACCACAAGCAUGUUCGCAAGGAGAUAGUAAAACAGCUCAAAGAUCACCGUUCUUUGUAUGAAUGCUAUGUUCCGAUGAAGUACAAAAAAUACCACAAGAAGAUGGCUAAAUCUGGAGAAUGGGGGGACCAUGUUACAUUGCAAGCAGCUGCUGAUAAUUUUGCUGCAAAGAUAUGCCUUCUAACAUCAUUCAGAGACACUUGUUUUAUCGAAAUUAUACCAUUGUAUCAAGCACCGCAGCGUGAACUUUGGUUGAGCUUCUGGUCUGAGGUUCAUUACAAUUCAUUAUAUGAAAUCCGAGAUGCACCUAUCCAGCCUAAACCAAAGAGGAAACACUGGCUGUUCUAGGAGAGAUAGAUAAAAGGAUCAGGGUCCUAAGAUGUAGUGCUGUGUAUACAUUCUGUAUCAUUUAUAGGUCAAGGAGAAAAUGUCCACUACACUGCCUUUCGACUGAGACUUUGGCAAGUAGAGCUCUUAAACUUCCAAUUGAGAAUAGACACCUUUUCUUAUAUGGAAUCAUCUUAAUAUUACAACUAUCUACUUUUUGUAUCAAUUUAUCUUUACCACACCAUCACAAGCAUUUGUUUACCAGUUGGAGCUUUUGUUGAUCAGUCCCUUGGAUGUGCAAAAUAUCUACAAUAGUAACACAAUAUGAACACAAAGUGCUCUUAUACAUUUUUCGGAGAGCAAUCUACAAAACUAUUGAAAAUUCUAUUUGCCAGAGUAUUAAAGAUGCAGUCGGUUGUGGACAUUUUUUCCUACACAUAAAAAGAGGAACUUGAGGGGAAAGAAAUCACUUGUAUUUUUUGCUGUAUAUUAUUAUUUACAGUAUUCUUGUCAUGAUUUUUUUUUAUUAAUUUAUUAUUUUAUUUCUGUCUCA
This is a messenger RNA of Vigna radiata var. radiata (mung bean), 1493 nucleotides long. RefSeq names its product OTU domain-containing protein DDB_G0284757. Lineage: Eukaryota; Viridiplantae; Streptophyta; Magnoliopsida; Fabales; Fabaceae. Bases 275 to 961 code for a protein of 228 amino acids. Gene Ontology annotation, molecular function: cysteine-type deubiquitinase activity. Gene Ontology annotation, biological process: protein deubiquitination. The record is from RefSeq and is a predicted model, not a curated record. The transcript has 10 exons.